AUUACGGAUGCAGCUGGUCAAGUUAAGUUACGCACAACACCGAAGUGCAGGUUCUUGGUUUUAACUGCGUUCAAGAACGAGGUUUUCAGUACGAUUGUGUAUGUAAUUCUGCGUUUCAAUUUACUUUACCCGAGUCUGAACCCAAAUCAAAGAAAGAAAAAUUCACGUAUUCAAUAAGAAAUCCAAACAUUCAGCUGAACCACACUUUUGGCGGUGCAUUAUCCUCAGAACAAAGUUGGAUGGUCUCCUAUCUGGAAUAAGCAGUGUGGACCAGGGUGUGGAAACAAAACCUCCAUCUAACAUUGAUCUGAAGGAAGAGAUGGCCAAGAGAGAAGACAGUGAAAAGAUAGUCAUCAACGUUGGUGGCAUACGGAAUGAAACCUAUAAGAGCACCCUUAAGAGCUUGCCCGGCACCCGGUUGGCCCUCUUAGUGGAAUCUGUCUCAGAUGAUGAUAAUGCAGAGCCAGGUUCAGUCAGCGAGUUUUUCUUUGAUCGAGACCCAGGUAUGUUUACCUACAUAUUAAACUACUACAGGACUGGAAACCUCAAUUUCCCACCCAAGGCUUGUGGAUGCCUGUUUGAGAAGGAGCUGGCCUUCUGGGGGAUCAAGGAGACAGACAUGGAGCCCUGCUGCUGGGUGUCUUACAGUACUCACAGGGACAGAAUUGAAGCCCUCCGCAAACUGGGACCAUCUGAUCCAGAGCAACAGGACAGUCGGAACCUCCUUCUGCUCAGCCCUGAGCGCAGUCAGGCUACAUGCAUGUCAAAGACAUGGGCCCUUUUUGAUGAUCCACACUCAUCCAUGGCUGCAGAGAUCAUCUCUGUCAUAUCCCUCAUCUUCCUCCUGGUCGCCAUCAUCAACACCUGUGCUGAUACACAUCCGUUUUUUGAAGAAUACGAGAUCCAUGUGGAUCCGACCACUGCCUACAUCCUCGAGAACGACAUAGUGGGAUCCAGUCCAAAACAUCCUUUAUUCAUGGUGGAGGCCGUUUGCACAGGAUGGUUCACCGUUGAGUUCCUGGUUCGUGUCAUCUGCUGCCCAGACAAGCUGCUCUUCAUCAAGAAUCCGCUUAACACCGUGGACUUUGUGGCCAUCCUUCCUUUCUACAUUGAAGUGAGGCCUGAAGUCCUCUCCUACACCACCAGGAACGCACUGGGAGUGGUGCGAGUUGUGCGGUUUCUGCGUCUCCUGCGGGUUUUCAAGCUGAUGCCGGAUGUUGUGUGUGUACAGGUUCUGGGACACACUCUGCGGGCUAGCCUGGGCUGCUACGUCAUCCUCUCUGCUUCCCUGGCAGUGACCUCAUUCAUGUUUGGCUCCUUAUUCUACUAUGCUGAGCGCCUUUCCAAUGAUCACAAUGUCCGGCAUAUUUCUAUUGGUGCCUGGUGGGCAGUGGUAACCUUGACAACCCUUGGCUAUGGUGACAUUUAUCCAGUAGGCUGGCCUGGCAUGAUAGUUGGAGGCCUCUGUGCGGUGACAGGUGUACUGUUCCUUGCCCUACCUGUUCCUGUCUUGGUGAACAACUUCAGAAUAUACCACAAGUUGGUUACAGCUAAACGUAAACUGUCACUGAAGAAGAGGUACCCUGACCUGAGUGUUCCAGAGACCACAACCUCCAGGAAUUUGGAUCAUGAAUGCCCACUGGUGACUGAAUCAAUCCACUAAGGCGGGACCAAAAUCUUUUCCUGAAACGCAAGUCAUGUUACGAUUUUAAACAGUUCAAAAUAUUAUAAAAUAUAUUCACAAAUUAUUUUGUAUGUUAAAUACUUUAUGAUGUUUAUCCCUUCACAUUGUGGAUCUAUUCUCAUUACACAAACUGGCCUUACUAUCAGCCUGGGCUUUUUAAAGUGAGUAAGUUGUAGGGCAAAAAGGCACAGAACCCUGCUAAUGAUCUCUCUGAUCAAUUGAAGAUCAUGAAAACAUGAAUCAUGAACAAUAUCUUCUGCCAUUUAGUGACUUAAAUCAAGGAUUUCGAACUGAAACACACUCAAAGCUAGAAGGCACUGUGUUACUUUUUCUAAUCGGUUCUCUCUCCCUCUCUGCUAAAAGAUGGCAGAUGUGCCAUACUCAUCAGCACAGUGAUAAGAAUGAUGAUUCCUCCUGGCAGGUGGCUCUAGGUGUGAAGGUAAAAGCAUCUGCACUGUAUAACCCUGGGUGACGCUGCCAAUCAACUGUAGUGCCUUGACUACUACCAUGACUGCACCACUAGAUCACAGAAACUGAUAAAGAUGAAAGUGAUUUGUAACCUCAUGCAGGCAGAAAGUGACAUAACUCAAUGUAAAAUGUGAAAAAUGAUUCAUACUAAUUAUUUCAACCUCAUUAAAAAUAAUUCAGUGAUGGCGUGGACUUCUACUAAUAUAAGGAGCUAUAAUGCUCUUACAUUUAAUUUGUUUAUAUACUGUUUGACAAUUGCUAACCAAAACGAAGUGCUUUUUAUUGCCAGUCAACUCAAUUACAACCUAGCUUAACACUUAACGGCAUUAGAA
Messenger RNA from Conger conger (European conger), 2484 nucleotides. Its product is annotated as potassium voltage-gated channel subfamily C member 3-like. Gene Ontology annotation, cellular component: voltage-gated potassium channel complex; neuronal cell body membrane; dendrite membrane. The coding region runs from base 320 to 1663 and encodes 447 amino acids. Lineage: Eukaryota; Metazoa; Chordata; Actinopteri; Anguilliformes; Congridae. Gene Ontology annotation, molecular function: delayed rectifier potassium channel activity; protein binding. The record is from RefSeq and is a predicted model, not a curated record. Gene Ontology annotation, biological process: potassium ion transmembrane transport; protein homooligomerization. The transcript is spliced from 3 exons.